GCCAUCAAACCCUUCUUUUCAUCAUUUCCAAUUCUCCUAUUUAACAAACGCGUUUCUUUCAUCUCUUCCAAAAUAAUCAUAAUCUCAUUUCUUUUCACUUCACCACUUUCACUUUCGCUUUUCUUCACCAAAAUCGCUUCCAAAAUGGUUGUUUCUCUAAAACCAUCCAAAUUCUACGGUUCAAGCCUACCCCGUCCACGCAUCUACGUCUCCCCAGACGGCUCCGAUCGUGUAGAUCCCCCUAUCUCCGUCACCGGCCCGCUUAUGUCUUGGGCCCAAGAAGCCCAUUGGUCCAUGGGUGGCGUCAGCUUCAAACGUCUCCGUUUAAUGGGUAAAAUCGAAGGCAACGUCAAAAAGCUUCGUUCCCAGCGUGAAAAAGAAUUCAAAGCCCAUCCAAUAAGCCCAAGCCCAAGCAAGGUAGAUCUACCCAGAUCUAAAAACUCUGCUGCUUCUCGUUCGCGGUCACCUUCACCGCCACCUGCUCCGAUUGGUUUGAAGAGGAAGAGAUUCGUUACUCUUCUUGAGCAAGAAAAUUUGGUUCCGGUUGAGAAAACUCGUCGUGGAAGAAGGUUGGUGAAGAGGCUUGGUGAUGAUUUUGAUCGAGUUGCUUCUCCGGUGAAUGACCGAUCUGCUGAGGUAGCGCCGGUAGUUGCUGAUCCGGCGCCGGUGACUCCACCAGUGAAGAGGAGUCGGAGAUUGGUGAAAAUUGGCGAUGCUGUGAAGAAGGUUGCUGAAGAGAAGUUGAAGAAGAAGGUUGUUGAGGAAGAAGAGAAAAGCCCUAAUUCUGUGACUAGGGUUAGAGUUUCACCAAGAUUGGCUAAGAAUGGUUCCAAUUAGGGAUUUGUAAUUAAAUAAAUUGGGUUUCUCUCUUUUAUUAUUAUUAUUAUUAUCUUGUUAAUCUUAUGUCAAAAAAAUUAUCUUGGUUAGUCUUUUUUUUAUUUUCUUUGGUUCUUUAUAGUUUUUGUAGAAGCUGGGUUCGUUUGUGAACAAGAAAAUAGAUUGUAUUUGAAGUUAA
Messenger RNA from Medicago truncatula (barrel medic), 1015 nucleotides. RefSeq lists its product as uncharacterized. The transcript has a single exon. Lineage: Eukaryota; Viridiplantae; Streptophyta; Magnoliopsida; Fabales; Fabaceae. The record is from RefSeq and is a predicted model, not a curated record. Bases 145 to 837 code for a protein of 230 amino acids.